This is a messenger RNA of Triplophysa dalaica, 3184 nucleotides long. It is a transcript of the gene appl1, whose product is annotated as adaptor protein, phosphotyrosine interaction, PH domain and leucine zipper containing 1. The coding region runs from base 102 to 2228 and encodes 708 amino acids. Gene Ontology annotation, molecular function: protein binding. The transcript is spliced from 22 exons. Lineage: Eukaryota; Metazoa; Chordata; Actinopteri; Cypriniformes; Nemacheilidae. The record is from RefSeq and is a predicted model, not a curated record. Gene Ontology annotation, biological process: signaling. Gene Ontology annotation, cellular component: cytoplasm; endosome membrane.
UCCGGGUGAAUGUUGAUUUGUCUGAAAAAAGCGUAGCGUUGUAACUUCAAUUCUAAAUUAUUAAACAUAAACAGCACAGCGUUGGUUUUAAAGUCGCAGUCAUGCCUGGAAUCGACAAACUACCGAUAGAAGAAACUCUGGAAGACAGUCCGCAGACUCGCUCUCUGCUGGGCGUGUUUGAGGAAGACGCUGCCGCCAUCUCCGGUUAUUUCAGUCAGAUCUUCAAAGCCAUGCAGAGGAUCUAUGAUGCCCAGAACGAACUGAGCGCAGCCACUCACCUGACCUCGAAAUUGCUAAAGGAUUAUGAGAAGCAGCGUUUUCCUCUCGGGGGUGAUGAUGAGGUCAUGAGCUCCACUCUGCUGCAGUUUGCCAAAGUCAUCGAUGAGCUCAGCUCGUGUCAUGCGGUUCUGUCCACACAGCUGGCAGAUGCCAUGAUGUUCCCCAUCACACAGUUUAAAGAGAGGGACCUGAAAGAAAUUCUCACGCUGAAGGAAGUGUUUCAGAUUGCCAGUUAUGAUUAUGACGUGGCCGUAAACAGAUACAGUCGUCUAUCAAAGCGGAAGGAAAAUGAGAAGGUGAAGUCUGAAGUGAUGGAGGAUGUCUAUACCUCCAGGAAAAAGCAACACCAGACCAUGAUGCACUACUUCACCGUCCUCAACACGCUGCAGUACAAGAAGAAGAUGACGCUGUUGGAGCCAUUACUGGGAUACAUGCAGGCACAGAUCAGUUUUUUCAAACUGGGAUCAGAGAACCUGACGCAGCAGUGGGAGGAUUUUCUCACGGACAUUGGAACCAGCGUACAGAACGUCCGCAGGGAGAUGGACGGCGAAGUUGAAGCGAUGCAGCAGACGAUUUUGGACAUGGAACAGGCCAGCGAUCCGCUCUACAUGCCUGACCCCGACCCAAGCAAGAUCCCAGUCAACCGCAACCUGACCCGCAAGGCCGGCUACCUCAACAGACGCAAUAAAACCGGUCUGGUUUCAUCCACCUGGGACCGUCAGUACUUCUUCACUCAGGGAGGAAACCUCAUGAGCCAAUCGCGUGGUGCCGUGGCCGGAGGUCUGGUCUUGGACAUCGAUAACUGCUCCGUCAUGGCAGUGGACUGCGAGGAUCGGAGGUUCUGCUUCCAAAUCACAUCGUUCGAUGGGAAGAAGGCGGUCAUUUUACAGGCAGACAGCAGGAAAGACUGUGAGGAGUGGAUUGCCACAAUAAACAACAUCUCCAAGAGGAUAUACCUCAGUGAGAAUCCAGAGGAAACCGCCGCUCGUGUGAAUCAAUCUGCUCUGGAAGCCGUCACGCCAUCUCCUUCAUUCCAACAGCGUCACGAGAGCUUCAGACCAAACACUCAAGGUGGACCCAGAACAGCCCGGUCGGGCAGUCAGUGCUCCGUCGGUUCCGAGUCACCGGUGCUGUCCUGUCUCGCUCUGGACUCGCUGGUGGCCCCAGACACGCCCAUCCAGUUCGACAUCAUCUCACCCGUCAGCGAGGAACAUGCGAGCCAGGCCAAGAGCGGCGCGCAGGGGAGAAGGACCAACCCGUUUGGGGAGCUUGGAGGGUCACAGUCAGAAGAGAGAGAAGACUCAAUCCUGCAUCAACUGUUCAUCGUGAGGUUCUUGGGAUCCAUGGAGGUGAAGGCCACGGAGAACGCUGACGUCAUCUAUGAGACCAUGAGACAGAUCCUGGCAGCUCGGGCCAUCCACAAUAUCUUCAGAAUGACAGAGUCUCAUCUCCUCGUCACGUGUGACUCUCUGAAACUUAUUGACCCUCAGACACAAGUCACAAGACUACGGUUUCCUCUCUCCAGUAUCGUGCUGUGUUCAACCCAUCAAGAAAACAAACGUUUGUUUGGUUUCGUGCUGCAGACGGCAGGAGGUCGAGUGGACGGACGCCCAGUCACCGUCUGCUAUGUGCUUGAGUCUAACAAUGAUGGAGAAAAGAUCUGUGACAGUGUGGGACUGGCAAAGCAGAUCGCUGAUCACUCUGAGAUGGACCGCAAAGCCACACAGAAACAGAGAGAUUUAGAGAAAGUCAAAGAGAAACAGAAGGAGGAGCUCAAUAAACAGAAACAGAUUGAAAAGGAUCUUGAGGAACAAAGUCGUUUAAUAGCCGCCUCCAGUCGGCCCAACCCACCGACCGCUGACGGACAGUUCGUAGUCCUUAGCAACAGCCCAUCAGAAGACAGCGAAAUAGGGGAAGAGGGGCAGAAAAAGCGCGAAUCAGAGGCCUGACAGUCAGUGGUUGAAAACAGAUGAUCAACAAAAAUGAAGUCCGUCACUUUAUUUCCUCAUGAGUUAUCCUGCAGGGUCAAAGAUUUGAGGUGUGACUGCAAAAUAUAACGAACCAACGCAAAAUGAAAUAGCAAAUGUUUUGAUAUGUGGACACUUUUGGGAAAACCACCAAAUGUUGUGUUAUUUGUAAGAAUCGUGUCUUUUAUACCAGAUCCGUUACUGAAAUUAAAUUUGCUUUCAGAAGGGUUUUAUAUGUAGGCUACUGUGCGUGUGUUGGGAUUCACUACCAUGACAUAAACCUGAAUACAUACUAAGGUGAUUUUUUUCAGAUUAAUGAACAUGAUUAUUAAUGUAUGUUGGUGUGUUAUGUUCUAAUGUUUUAAUGCUGCAUGUGUCACAUUAACAGUAAAUAUUCUUGAUAGGGCUCAGAAUGAUGGCAUAAGGUUAUUUUAUCUUUAAAGUUACAGUACUAUUGUUUCUUAAAAUGUUGGCAUUAAGUUCUAAUAAUGUAGAUUGUUUUGUAUGUACACAAACACAUUCGCUCACUGUCAGUGAACUACUCAGAAGCCUAAUUGAAUAUGUCGUUAUAUGUUUGGUUUUUCUUCUCUAAAUUGAAAACACUAUAAUUUGUGUUGUAAUCGAGGUGUAAUUGUAAUUUAUGACCCAGCUGUAUUGAAAACCCAAGUAAAUGCAUUUAAACAUACCGGGUCAAUAUACUGAGCAAGUGGGUUAAACUUAAACUGUAAACUUAUUAUGUGCAUCUUGCCUUUGUUUUUGAAGCUUCUGAAAAUGAUGGCAGGAAGAACAACUACAAGUCUGAUUUAAUAUUGUGUCAUUUGUUGCUUUGGUUUAUUACAAACCUUUUCAGAAAUAUUUAUGAUGAAAUGUCUCUGCGCAAUCGGUCUGCGAUUCAUGGGGUUAAAUCAAGAUUGGUAUUAAAAAUCUGUUUUAAAUGA